AUGAGCCCAACUCCCCCCACCCCCGCCCCACAAGGGUCUGGCGCAGCCGCAGUCACGAGCUUCCCCUCCUCAACCAUCGCCCCAGUCGCCGGGGCAACGACCCUCCCAUCCCAUCCCCAGGCCCCGGCUCAGCUACAACCGGCAACCGCCCCAACCGCCCCAACCGCCGUUCACGCCUUCGCGCGGGCACUCCACACACACCUGCCUCCCCCGCUAGCCCCGGAGCCGGCCCCGGCUGCCCCUCCGCCUGCGCCAGCGCCGCCGCCGGCUCCCGUUCCCGGCCGCAGCGCCAUCUUCCCCCAAACCAGCCGUUCUUGCCGCUGCCACCUUAGAAGCGGGCAGCACCACCUCCACCCCAGCCCCACCCCCGUUCCGUUUGCUGGGACGGGCUCUGAGUGGGCACGUGACCCGACUCGGCGUGGGAAGAGCCCCCGCCCCCACGACGUGACCUCCUGGCUUUCUUCAAGUACCUGUGGGUCUGUGGUGCUUGUCUAUGACUCGUCCCGUCCCGCCCCGCCCCGCUUGGGCUGUGCUGGGCCGACCCACCCUCCCCAGCUAAGGCUAAACUGUGAUUAG
Molecule: messenger RNA, 576 nt
Organism: Vombatus ursinus (common wombat)
Lineage: Eukaryota; Metazoa; Chordata; Mammalia; Diprotodontia; Vombatidae
Product: atherin-like
Exons: 2
Coding region: 1-576 (191 amino acids)
Source: RefSeq, a predicted model, not a curated record